Messenger RNA from Dalotia coriaria, 816 nucleotides. RefSeq names its product Mediator complex subunit 20 (gene MED20). The transcript has a single exon. Lineage: Eukaryota; Metazoa; Arthropoda; Insecta; Coleoptera; Staphylinidae. The record is from RefSeq and is a predicted model, not a curated record. Gene Ontology annotation, cellular component: mediator complex. Gene Ontology annotation, molecular function: transcription coactivator activity. The coding region runs from base 158 to 778 and encodes 206 amino acids. Gene Ontology annotation, biological process: regulation of transcription by RNA polymerase II.
UGUUUCUGAGGUUAGACUAGCUUAAAAGCCAUCUAACGUCAAUUCUAGGUAACAAAAAUGUUUAGAUUUUUUAAAGGUUAUUUGUUAUCUACCCGACAACACAAUAAUUAUUUAAAAAUACAUUGUUAAUAAUACUUAUAAAUAUAUAUUACCUACAAUGGGGGUAACAAUAUUACAACAAUUUCCAAUUGUGGAGAAUAGAACAGGUCCUUCUACAAUCGAAUUGCUUACCAAGCGUAUUUUAGCCUUGGGCGCAGUGCAACAAGGACAAUAUUUGGUUGACUGUGAAACAUACAUGUCUGUACCCCAAUUGGGCGCCCAACGGACCGUCCACGUCCUGCAUAACUCUGAACAACCCGCCACAGUCUUCUCUAUACUGGAAACAGGUACAAAAACAAUUCCCCUGGCUGCUGAUGGCUUAUUUGAUCUGUUAAUGAUGAAGAUGUCAAACUUCUACACAUCAAAAAAACAAAAAGCUGAAUCAAAGGGCCCCAGGUUUGAAAUUGGAGAUUUCUGUGUAAAGUUGGGCACAGUCACAAUCAGUUCAAACUUCAAAGGAAUUUUAGUUGAAGUGGAAUACAGAGCUUGUUUAGUGCCAAGCAUGUGUUGGGAGCUAAUAAAAGAAUUCCUCCAAGGAUUUCUUGGCUCAACAGUACAAAGUGCACCUCCACCAUAUUUAGCCAAUAGGAUGCAGGAGAACUACACACCUAUUGAUACAAUCCAUCAGUAUUUGGAACACUUUACACAUUAUAGAAAAUCUGUUGGCAUGAGACAGUAAUUUGUAAACUUUUUUUUAAUAAAACAUUCAUACAAAGA